AUGGCCCCGGUGGCAGUGUUCGCCUUGAGCAUGCUGUGCAUCUUCCAGAUGCCAGCCGAGGUCGGAGAUGAGCUGGGUGUGGCUAUGCGCUGGUGCAUGCAGCAGCUGAUCCAGGAAAUGGCUCAGCUGCUUGAAGAGAUGGAGCAGAGCCCUCAGGAUCCGAGCAGAGUGGCCAGGGGAGCCCUGUUCUUCACUGCCUCGCAGCAGUGGCAGUUCUGGGCCUUUGCUGGAGGCCUGGUCCUGCUCUUUUGGCUCUGCUGGCAGCUCUGGAAAAGGAGCUGUGAGCCAGGAAGCAGCAGCGAGCAUGGCAGCUCCAGAAGCCUUGAGGAGGAAGAGGAUGAGAAAGAAGGGGAAGACCCAUUACAUAUGGACAGGUUUCUGAACGAAUACCUGACGUGGCCGCUGCCAAACAGGGAAAGAAUAUGCACGGUGGUGGAAGAGCUGGUGAACGACCUUCUCUGUGUCUGCCGAACCCUCUCUGGCAAUGACUUCAUGCCGCGGCUGCAGCCAGCUGUUGGGCUGGGCGGCUUCCAAGAAGGCCAGAGUGCCUAUGAAGAAGACCUUGUCUAUCGCCUGAUUGUGCCCCUGAAGCCACCCCCCGGGCACUCCUUCCACCUCGAGCUGGGCACCGAAGGGGAGAUGCUGGUGAGGAACUCCUGCCUGCGCGUGGAACUGGAGUGCAUGUGCACAAAGGAGCACUGGCUGGGGGACAUGCUCUGCUUCCUCCACCAGCCUGAGGACGAGCUGAUGAGCAGUCAGGAAGCCAGCCUCCUAGAAAUCCUCUGCACCGGCUCGUACCUUGAUGUGGAGAAAACUGCCUUCUGGCUCCAGGAGCUGAUGACGGCAGCCUGCGUUGCUGUGCCUCAGGCAGCCACAAGCAACCUAACGGUGCUGCCCUCCACACGCUUCUGCAAGCUCAAGCUGACCAACGUCUGCGAGACACCCCUCUUCAUUGAGCUGAUCUUGGCGGUGCAGCAAGGCAGCUCGGACACAUUUGUGAGCAUGGACAUCGAGAAGGCAGAGCCUGGUGCUACCAGCAGCACGAGGUGGCUGGAGAGCUGCGCUGUGGCAGAGGUGCGGUUCUUGAGGGACAUGGACAGGCACAUCCCUCACAAUGGCUUCCACAUCAAAUGCCUGCAGCUCUGCAUCUGGAUCCUGGUGGGCACAGGCUUUUCCACCCUUAUGACGGGCCGCCAACUGGAUUUCACUCCAUUCACCACAACUCUCUGGGCCCGGCCAGCGUGCCAGGUUUUUUUUGUGCCAGUUUUUAACCCAGUAAAGAAUAUGCCCAUCCAAGCCAUGAACAGCCAGUUUCUCUAG
Aquila chrysaetos chrysaetos is the source of this 1320-nucleotide messenger RNA. Its product is annotated as inositol 1,4,5-trisphosphate receptor-interacting protein-like 1. Gene Ontology annotation, cellular component: membrane. NCBI's taxonomy places the organism in Eukaryota, Metazoa, Chordata, Aves, Accipitriformes, Accipitridae. The record is from RefSeq and is a predicted model, not a curated record. The transcript has 2 exons. The coding region runs from base 1 to 1320 and encodes 439 amino acids.